This is a messenger RNA of Girardinichthys multiradiatus, 7575 nucleotides long. It is a transcript of the gene spg11, whose product is annotated as SPG11 vesicle trafficking associated, spatacsin. The record is from RefSeq and is a predicted model, not a curated record. The transcript is spliced from 40 exons. NCBI's taxonomy places the organism in Eukaryota, Metazoa, Chordata, Actinopteri, Cyprinodontiformes, Goodeidae. Gene Ontology annotation, cellular component: axon; cytoplasm; synapse. Gene Ontology annotation, biological process: axo-dendritic transport; synaptic vesicle transport; chemical synaptic transmission. The coding region runs from base 158 to 7357 and encodes 2399 amino acids.
AAAGGCACGUGACUUGUAGAACUGAGUCGCUGUUGACAAGACAAGGAAACGUUUAAAUAUUCCUGACGCUUUCGUCGAGAUAACUGUAAGACGUUUCUGUUUAUUUGUAGACCAUGUGAGUGUUGCGGUGUAAACGCUGUUCUGGAUCGGUCAGGAAAUGUUUCAUGAGCAGAGCUCCAUGGAGGUGCUGGUUAUCCCUGAGAACCAGCACGGUGGUCAGCUAGCAGACAUCCAGAAAGCCGAGCUGUGUCCUGCGGGUUCUAUUCUUUGCUGUCUGGGUGUCUCGGGUCAGCUGCUGCUGUGGGACCCUGCAGACAGAGAGGCCCCUCCGGUUACCCCGGACGGUUGUUUCACUGACUUCUACUGGGAGGAGGUGACGACCAGCAGUCAGGAGGUCAGCAGCUUUCGUUUGUUGGCUGUUGGAUCUCAGGGUGAUUUGAAGCUGCUGGAAUAUGAAGCAGAACAAUCCGCCCAAGUUUCGUUGCUGAGUAUGCAGAAGUAUUCUGCAGACCAUCUACUGGACAUUAUCAAAGAGUGCAACCAAAGUAUGUGUGAACUGGACUCUGUACAGGUGCUGUCCUUUGUGGGCAAUCGAUGCUGUGUACUGUUAAACUGCCACUGGUUGCUGCAGUUGCAGUGGGAACAGGCAUCACAAGAACCAAGAAUGACCUCCUGCUGCGGCAUCCAGCUAAGCAGCAGUGACAUGCAUGCUGCUGUUCACCACUGUGUCUGUGCAGAAACCCUGUUUGUCCUCAGCUCCAGUGGACUCAUAUAUGUGUAUGGCAUUACUGAUGGGUCACUGCUGGCCAGCAUUAACCUUCCGGCCUACAUGAGCUCUGGCUGGGCAGAGGCUGAUCUGGCUUACUCCUCGCUCUCUUCCUCCUGCUCCUUCUCCCUGUUCCAUGUGUCAGCAAAUCUCAGUACAGCUGUUGCUGUAACUCAGUCUCACAUAGCCAUCGCUGUUGACCUUAACCACUACUUCAGAGUACACCCAGAGCACCUACACUGUGUUGGCCCCCAGUCCUAUUCCACUCUUCAGCCGAAGGACCCAAGAGACCAGGACAGCCUGUCCAGCUGCAGUUAUAGUCUCGCUGCUCUUGGCUCGCCCUUCUGUGAUGAACGCUCUUGGGAAACUCGUUUAGCAUCCAUGUAUAGCAGAGCACAGCAGACUGCUUCUCCCUCAUCCCCCUCUAAGUCUGCAGAGACGAUGUGGUUCUACUCGCUCCCCCACAUGCAGUUCCACCCAACUCCAACCUCCUCCCACAACAGAGUGCCUCCCAGUGGGGCAUUUGUGGUGUUCUCUGUCCCUGAAACAUCUACUCUAUCUCUGCUCGCUGUUUCUGAGUUCUCUGCACUUUUGACCUUUGUCACUCCUGGUAACACACAGACCACAGUGGCCUUAUGGGAUAUGGAGUCUGGGAGUAUAAACUACCACCAGACUGAAGGCAUGGCCGUACCAGUGCAGCACAGUGGAGAAAGACAGAAUAGACUGCUGCUGAAGAGGUCAGGUAUGAUCCAGGUCUUGUUCACAGUGUCCCAGCAGGAUUUAUUAAGCAGGUUGAUGCUGUUUGGCAGUGCGGCAACAGUGGACACAGUCUGUCACCUGAACAGCUGGGGGCACUGCUCCAUUCCCUUCCAUGCCUUACAGGCUGGACUGAAGAACCGACAGCUUGACACAGUGGAUUUGUACCUGAAAAGUAAAGAAAAUGUCCUGAACCCCUCAGCACCAGUUGAUGUUUCUGAGCAGUCAGUAGACUCGAAACAGAGUCUCAAAGCCAGUGUCCAGGAGUUGUUUCUUGCUUUGGACUUGCUGUGUUCAGCUGUCAGGGAUUUAAACUGUGAAGCUCAGAGUCGACAGUUCUCUGAGCAGCUGCUCAACCUUACCCUCUGCUUCAUCAACACACAGAUUCGCUCUGUGCUCCUUCAGCCACACUAUGAGCACUCUGAUGUGCAGAGCAUUGUUAAAAUUCUGGACAAAUAUGUCACAAAGUUGAGGAGUCAUAUGAAGAGAUUCCCCUGGGCUUUAGGAUUCAUCACAUCUAAUACCAGUGCUGCUCCUCUCCAGGAAGUUAAGGGAGAUGAAUGGGAGCAGCUUUCAACUGGGGAAGUGAUCUAUCAGUCAAUCCUCACCAAUCAGAUUCCCAGAGCUCAGGCUGUAUUGGGGAAAGGGAGCCAACCUGAGCAGCAUCUGUCAGCUCUGAGGAUGGUGGGGCUUCACCAUGUCUUGUCCUGCUUGCAGUGCAAAGACCUCCAGUCUGCCAAAAAACUUCUGACUAACAUGGGUUUAAGUGUGAAGAAAGAGCUUCACAGCAUCUGCCUUUAUACCAAUGACAGAAACCUCCGGGAAUUAUUGGUAGAGGAUCUGUCAAACCAGAGUUCUUUGCCGAAAGAUGAGAUGCAGAGUGUUUCAUUCAUCAGGGAGAUAGAGAGGCUUGGCGUGCUACCAGCAAUGUUCUGCCAAGCUAAUCCCAUUUCACAAAGAGAACAAACAUGUUCUAGGUUACCUCAGAUGGUUCAUACAGAGGUGGAUGGUGAAGAGGUGCUGAAGGAGCUGGUGGAACAGAGGAGUCCUGAGGAGGUGAGAGAACUCUGGAAUAACCUCCGACUGGACUGGGUGAGGAACUGGGACCAGAACUGCCAGACAGCUGUUCUCUUAUCCAGGCUGCACCACAUAGAGCUGAGCUGCUUUGACCCUUCCUUGUUGUGGCGUUACAUGACUGCCUUUCACGACCAGAAGCAGGUGGUUGACUGGAUUCACAACCAAAGGACCUCCAGCUCCCCCUGUUGGCCUGACAUAACUCCAGAGAUGGUCAACAAUAACACAGUGUGCAGCAUCUUCCUAAAGGAGAACAUCCUGGACCUUCUAGCCAGGAAAGGUGUGUUCAUUCCAGAAGAGAUGUCAGACUUGGAGCAGUUGUUAUGGCGGCUGGCUCACGGUGGGGAGCUGAUGGGUUCACCCCUGCUUGUACCUCAGUGCCGCUCCCUUGUGGGCCUUGACCUACACAGUGCCUUUAUCGCAUUCUGUCUGGACCAUAGUCUUCAGUACCUGCUUUAUACCUACCUGGAGCACCACAGACUGACACCCAGAAACUGCCUCCUCCUGACCAAUCAGAGCCUGUUUGGCAGUCAGCCCUGGUUUGAGAUGCUGGUAAAGACCCAGGACAUAACCAGGGACCUGUCAGAUCCAGAACGGCUGUUCCAGGCCAGUUUGACCAGUGCCCAGGUGCUGUUACCUGGCAGCCAGGCAUCUCUGAGCAGUCUGCUGUUGGAGGGACACAGUCUGCUGGCUCUGGCUUGCAUCAUGUUUGCUCAUGGUGGAAUUGAUCAGGUGGCUCAAGGGUCAAGAAGUUUGGAGAGAACUAUUGAUCCCCAGCUAUUGAAGAUGGCACUGGCCCCUCAUUAUAAGCUGAGAGCAGCACUCUUCCCCUCUGGAUGUUCUGGGAAUGGCCCAUCCCCUGACAUCUCCAUUUAUCACCUUCUUCAGUCGCUCCACCCUCUUGACCCAUCCAGGCUGUUUGGUUGGCAGGCAGCAAACACUCUGAACUGCACUGAAACAUCUGAGCUGCCUCAUUUUUCCAGCUCUCAUCUGGUUGACAAGUUCGCUCUGGUAGAAAACCUGGACUUUUUUUACUACAUUCAUCAUGGCCGACCAUCUUUUGCGUACGGAAACUUUCUCAUCCAAGCGCUGGGUGUCUGCAGUGACGUGCAGUUGUUGCUGCAGAAGGUUUGGCUGCAAGUGUACAGGUUGGCUCUGAAGUGUUUCAAUAUGCCGUCUGUCACAUCGUCUGCUGUCUGUUUCUGUGAGCUGCUUGGAAUCUGCAGCCUAAAGCUGAGAGUCGACAUCAGAAGUAUGAACGCCAUUCUUCAGCACUGGAACCAACUUGACAGGCACACACCAGCCCAGAAUCUGCAAACUUUAAUAUCUAAAGCUGUAAAGCUGGUGAAAGCAGAACCAAGAGCAGCAGAAGAGCUGCUUCAUUACCUGGAAGCUGCAGUGGCAGACAGUCUGGAGCAGAGGGGUAUCAGCAGGUCAUCACAUGAGGCAGCUCAGGAGUGGGCGUUGCCUGUUCAGUUCUGUCAGCUCCACAGUCUGGAGCUCAGUCCAGUUUAUCCCAACCACUGUGCCAAGGACAGACAAUUUAUACACUUUUUAUUGUUUGUCCAACUGCACAACUUUCCACCCCAGCAGGUGAGGUCCCUGGUCUGUCUCUUUGGCCCCACCUUGCAGGCUCACCUUGGCAUUGCAUUUCAAGACUUGCAGGUGCACAGUCAGAGAAGGGGUGUUGGACCUGAAGAAGAGUUGGGGUUUCUGAGAACAGAAGAGGCCGAGCUGUUUCAGGCGCUGCUGCAGAGCCAGGAGGAGCAAAUGCCAUGCCGGUUUCUCCUACAUGAGGCAGUAGUUCAACAGUGCCCAGUGCUGGCAAUACUCUCUGCCUGUCAGCAGAGAACAGAGUUGGUGCCAUGCCUGUGUGUGUGGAUACUAACCUCUGUCGAUGACACUACAACAGAGGAGGCCACGUCACACCUCUCUGAAGCUCCCCAGCACCACGAAUGGACCCUUCAUGACUUGUCAAUCAUCUGGAAGACACUGCUGGGGCGGCGUCACGUCAGGGUCCUCUUGCAAGGAUUUGAGCUUUUUCAGCAGGACAGCCCGCUUGUGUUGGUGCUGAGAAUGUUCGAGUUGUGUUGUGACUACAGGAAAUUCACCGAGGCAAAAACAAAGUUGUUGGACUUUCAGCGGACACUUGUUACUCUCAGAAAUGGUGGUCCUGGCACCGCAGGUAGCCUUCCACUGCAGUGGGUGGAGAGCCAGGCCUCAGUAUUGCUCCUCACCAUGCUGCAGUGCUGCUCCUCCCAGUAUGAUCUUCACCGGCUGCUACAGCUCCUGGCUGAUGUUGACAAACUUCUCAAAUCCAACGGUCCAGACUUCAGGAAGUUAAGUCAGCUGAGUAAAUUGCUUCAAGGAUCAGGGGUGACUCUACCCCAGAGGCUGCUGCAGUGCAUUCCUCCCUCCAUCCAGCAGGAGGAGUUUCAGCUCAUAGUGGAUGCUUUGCAAACCGGAGGGCACUACAGCCAGGCAAGACAGGUGGCAGAGCUGGGUGAUCUGCCUGUCCAUCGCCUCCUCCUGAGCCAGCUACUUCAGGAAGUAAACAUCCACAAGACAAAGUGGCAGUGGAUGCGUUUGGAGACCCGAGUCGCCUUCUGGAAGAAGUGUCACAUGCGGUUAAAAGCUGACAGCACUGAUCCAGGGGCAGCCUCGCAGUUCUUUCGAUCACAGUCUGAGGUUGCCUUCCCCCCUACUGAUCAUGAGAGUAAGACGGAGAUUCUGGACAUCCAGGAGUGCUGCUUGCUGCUCCAGCUCACAGCGCACUGGCUUUCUUUGCAAAUCCCUGCUCCUGUAGAUGAACUGGAGAGGCUGGAGAAAAGGUUCUGGCUCUGUGAGGUCCAGAAACACAUCCUUACAGCUACAAUAGAGAAAGAUAGUGUGUUCAAUCUGCCGCCACCAGCCAUCACACCUGAAACUAAUGCAUACGAAGUGUUCAUGAAGGAGUUCUCUUUUUCUAACAUACCAGACCUGAAUAUGGAGAAGUACCUGAGUCUGGAGGGAUUCCAAAGUCACUCAGAGAAGCAGGAGGAGUUGGAUGCUGAGUCAGAAUUAGGUGUUGAAGAGAGGAGAGUUUUGGCACUACUAAUUGGUCAGUUACUAGAUAAGGGUGGUAUCCAUGAAGCCAGUCGUGUUUGCCGCUAUUUCACCAUACACAGUCCAGAUGUGAGGGUGGUGCUGCGCUGUCAUGCUUUGGCAUGUGGAGCCAUGGUACCUGAACCACAUGAGGAGACCUCAGAAGCAGCAGAAAUGAAGGCCCUAACAAAUUCUCCCUCACUUAGUAGUGUGUCCUCAUUUGUGAUGCUGCCCCUUCUUGAAGACGCAGUCACUGUCCAGAUCCAGAAACUGGUCGGUCAGUGUUGCCAUGGAAGCAGCUACUGCAAACAAAUUCUUAGCCUCUACCAGCUCUCCAAGGAACUGCGGUGCCCCUUCAGUCAUAUCAGCAGAGAAGAUCCUCAUUCUGUGCUAAAGAACCUACUGAUGUUGGAGCAGCCAGAUCAGUUCAGGAUGGCCAAGACCUUCAUCAAAGCUCAGGGUCUUAGUGCUGAUACUGUGGCUGAGCUGGUCUCCGAUGCUUUGGUUCAAGGUCUGCUGGCAUCUACCCAGGAACUGCAACCUGGUGAGAAACAGAUUUUCAGACCAUCGGAUGGGCAGGAAUUACUAAUACAGCUGAUCAGACUUUGUGAAGACUCAAACAUAGUGGGACUAAAACUGAUGGAAUACCUCCACAAUGUUCCACUGAGGAACCUAAACUCCGUUGUGGAGCUGCUCAUUGUGGCACACAGCUGUUUCAGUCUCACUUGUAACACGGAUGGAAUUGUUCGAGUUCUCCAAGCUGCUCGUCAUCUCAGCCAUACCUACCUGGCCCCAGGAGAGCACUACAGCCUGCUGGUGCGACUGCUGACAGGUAUUGGCAGGUAUAAUGAGAUGACGUACAUCUUCGAUUUGCUCCAUCAGAACCAUUGCUUUGAGAUGCUACUUAGGAAGAAGGUGGACACAGAGAGAGGACAGAGCUCUAGUUUGAAGACUGCCCUGCUGGAUUACAUUAAACGCUGCCUCCCUGCUGAUAGCGAGAAGCACAACAUGGUGGCACUGUGUUUCAGCAUGAGGAGGGAGAUUGGAGAAAACCAUGAAAUUGCUGCCAGGACACAGCUGAAGAUGAUUGAAUCUCAGGACUGGGUUGUGACUCCUGAUCUGAAGAGUUCAUUGGUAAAAGUGUUGGGCCUGCUGAAGGAUUCUGCAGAAAGUUUCUCCAAGGACUCCUGUGUGCGUCAGGCGAGUCGCUGUGUCCGUAGAGCCAAACUGAUCACUCUUCAGCUCCACUUCUUGAACCAGGGAUCCAAUCUUUGCAUCAUCAACCUAAAACCUGCGGGGCUACACAACACAAUCAUGGCUCUGCCACAAUGUUACCAGGUGUUUGUUGUCUCAGAAGCCUACUGCUACAGUCCUGACUGGGCUGAGAUUUUGUACCAGAAAGUUGUUCUGAAAGGAGACUUUUUUUACCUGGAGGACCUGAAACGUCACCGCCCCCUCACUUCUUCUCUAUUUGAAGAUAUUUUCAAAAAGCUGGACAGCACCCCCAGCAGUGUCUCCUCCAACUUGAAGCGCCUGCUCACUCACUGUGAUGAUGUGUUUACCUGCUACAGACUGGCCUACCAGCAAAAUCUUUAUGAUGUCACCAAAACACUGCUGCAAGAUAACAAGACUUACAGCUACAUGAAUGACAGGCUCAAUAGCAAAGCAUUGAUCUGAUUGAGCAGCCUCAUGUGACAGUUUGUGCAGUCCCAUUUUACAUUCAGUGGUCUCUAAGAACCCAAUAAAAUAAUGUCAGUAUAAAGUAAUUAUUUGUGUGUUAAUCUCAAAAGGAAAACUUUAACCUUCUCUGACUUUGUUUAAAAUAUGAUUUUCCUCCUGCAAAAUAACAUUUUAUGAAAUAAAAUCUUUAUCUGAAAGACAUAAAAAAACUUGAA